Molecule: messenger RNA, 2736 nt
Organism: Dictyostelium purpureum
Lineage: Eukaryota; Evosea; Eumycetozoa; Dictyosteliales; Dictyosteliaceae
Exons: 2
Coding region: 1-2736 (911 amino acids)
Biological process (GO): sexual reproduction
Source: RefSeq, a predicted model, not a curated record
AUGGUUUAUGUAGGCGGCACAAAUUACCUAAUAAGAAUGAAAUAUGUUGAUAAUUUAGGCGUAGAAAAAAUAAGUUCAAGUUUCGGGGUGGAACAUAGUGGAAAUGAACUUUUAGUCGAAGGUACUACCAAGAAUGGUACCUAUGAAUUGAUUUUUGAUGCUGCUAACAAUAUAUUUAUUACAGUUACCAAUGCCGGCAACAAUAUUAAAAACUAUACUCAGGAUAGCUUAUUAUAUAUUGAUGAAAAUGGAAUUCCUAUAUUUUUAGAAAUUCCAAACCCAUAUCAAAACAUUAAAAAUAUAAUCAUUAAUGAUUUAAGAUUUUUAAACAAUAAUUUAAAUGUAACAUCUGAAGAUAAUAUGAAUAUUAUAUUUUUUUCAUCACCCACUUUAAAAAAAGAUACACCAAUGGCCUUUAGGAUUGAUGAUGAAGUUACAUUAGACAGUGAUCCAAACAGCAAAAAUGGAAUUUAUCCCAUUCAUUUUAAUGAAGUUCUACAGCUAUUCUAUGGCAAAUUUAUAGUACCAAGAAAUACAAUUAUGGGAAAUUUAAAUUAUGCAUUAAUAUUUUCUCAAAAUACUAUUUUUAAAAAUGGUGCAUUUGAAGCCCCAUUAACAGUAACUUCAACAAACUUUAAUAAUGAGGGUCCAAUCAUUAACUUUUUUUUUACCUAUGUUUUAAAAAACUCUAUUGUGUGGAGUGUCUACUUGGAAAGCUUUUCAAAUGGAGUCAAAUAUGGGCUAAUAAAAAUUAUGGGUCUCUCAGAUAAUUCAAUAUAUACUUUAAACAUAAAUAACAAUGGUAGUAACCUAGGCCCCAAUUUCAAUAUAACACAGGAACUAUCAACACCAUGCGUUUCACAAGAUUACAAAAUUUUUUAUAUGUACCUAGUUGAUGAAAAUAAUAAAGAGUCUAUAUAUUCAAAGCAAGGGGAUAAUAUUGCAACAAAGAACCCUUUACGUACUCGCUUAGAUAAUCAAUCCUUUUUAACUGCUACAUUCGUAUGUCCUGUCCCAACUGUAGAGCCCUCACUCCCCGUACUAUUAUCAUUUAAUAUUGAUAGAUCCACCGUAGAUGUAGGAAGUACCUCUAGAAAUGUUACUUUUACUUUUACUGCAGAUGAUGUAAACAGUGGAAUGUUACCAAAGCAAAAACCUAUAGUUUAUUUAAUUAGUAAAAAUUAUAAGCCAUUAGAAUGCGAAUCAAAUAUAAUUCCAACACAAUCAGGACCAAUGAUGUAUUCAUGUAAUAUAGAGCUACCAAUCGGUUAUGGCUAUCCCAAUAAAAUUUUUGCCUCUGUUUAUGGAUUUGUAAAUAAAGGUGGUUUAUUUAUGGGUCUCUCCACACAAGACCUGCUUUACAAACAAAUGCCCUAUUCAAUAUCAACAAGCUAUUCAUUCGAACCAAUUUUAACCAGUCAUGAAAAAUAUUUUUCACCAGGUGAUUUAUUAGUAUAUGGUAGAGUUUUAAAAGAUACCAAACUCAUUAAAAUCUUAUUGCCCAAUGGAGAACUAUUUUAUACCACACCAAAUAAAAUCAUAGGUUCAUCAGUUAUAGUUUUCCCAAUUAUAAGAGGUUUAAAAGAUCCAUUUCAAAUUAAAGCAAUACUUAAUUCAAACAAAGAGUCAAAUUGGUUAACUGUUAAUCCUAUAUUUUUUAACUAUUCCCUACCCACCCCAACUCCACCUGAAAACCCUAACAAAUGCUUUGGUUCUCCAUUAUGCGGUGGUAAAGAUCACGGAUAUUGUAGCAAUGAUUUAGGAUGCAUUUGCUAUUCACCAUGGGUUGGUGAGGAUUGCUUAUCAAAAGUAAUUAUAGUACCAAAACCACAGUUUAAUACAACUGACCCAACUAUAGUUAUUCCAAUUACCAAUAAUGAUGAGGUUCAAACAGAAGCAUUUUACAAAUCAUUGAUUUCACUAUAUGGUAUAAGAGAAUUCAAUAUUGAAAAAAGACCAAUUAAAACAUAUAUAUUUAAUAGUUGGUACUACUCACAAGUGGAUUCAGAUACAGGCCUAUAUAAAACUAAUAUUUCAAUAUUAUUAAAUUCUAAUGUAGAAACAAAUGCAACUAUUUCAACAACCAUCAAGUGGUUUGAAAAUCAAACAAUAAUUAACUUUGCAAAGCAAAAUUUAAUAAUGUACCCAUCAUCAAUUAAAUAUACCGUACAAGUCGAAAACUACCCAUUCGAAAGCAGAUUUAAUAGCUUGGAACUAAUAAUGUACACAUCAUUUGAAUCUUCUAAAGAUAAAGAUCUAUGUUCUUCAAAAGAAUUUAGUGAAUCACAAAGCUCAAAUUCUGACUUCUUAAAGAUACAAAUAGAAAACAAGUCUUUUUAUGGAAGAUUUAUAAAAAGAGCCAUAAUAGAUAAUGGAAAUAUUGUACCGCUUAGCAACACCUUGUUGGAUAUGUCGUUAAAUACAAUAGACUCACCCAAUCAGGUUCAAACAUAUAUAGGUAUAUCAAUUCCUUACUUUGAAUCAACAUCCAUAAUAGACCCCGAUUUUUCUGUUUUAGUAGAUAGUGACUAUGCCACAUCAUCCUCAUUAGGUUCAAGGUGUACAAUUAAUAAUGGUUUAUCAAAAACCCAAAUAGCUGGUAUUGUUAUUGCAUGUGGUGCAUUUGUAGCAAUCUCAUUAAUUGCAGUGUUAUAUGUUUUAUAUAAGAAAAAGAAAAACAAGCUAUUUAUGAUCAAUAUAGGAAACAAAUUAAAAAACUUUGAAAAUGAAAAUUAG